This is a messenger RNA of Zerene cesonia (dogface butterfly), 8491 nucleotides long. Its product is annotated as small subunit processome component 20 homolog. The coding region runs from base 96 to 8327 and encodes 2743 amino acids. Gene Ontology annotation, cellular component: nucleolus; small-subunit processome; 90S preribosome. The transcript has 14 exons. The record is from RefSeq and is a predicted model, not a curated record. Lineage: Eukaryota; Metazoa; Arthropoda; Insecta; Lepidoptera; Pieridae.
CACAUGUGCAUUGUGCUCUGCAAGAAACAUAAACAAGCUUCGUGCGACAAGUCGUGAUGGUUUUAAAUUUACAAUAUAAAUUAGAAUAAUACACAAUGAAAAGCAAACCAGUAAAACAUAAAACCACGAACACAUUUCGGUUUGUGCCAUUUGCGGAGCGAAUAAAUAGCAUCGACAUUCGGCAUGCUGCUCUCUAUCACAUUGAACAUUUAUAUGCCAGUCAACCGGGAGAAAAUGAAACACAUUUCCACUUAGCUAUCCAGAAAUGGCAUGCACUAAAUUUGACAGAGAAUUUCAAGAAAUUUAAGAAAGAAGUCUAUGGCAUUGUAACCGUGGCACAGCUGAUUCAUAAAAAAGAGGAAGUACUUGAUUUGUUGGAAAAGUAUUUAAAAUUGGAAGAUCAGCUAUGCAUUCAACCAUUAUUAGAGAUACUAGUGUCAGUAGCCAAGGAUUUGAGAAAUGAUUUCUACCCUCACUUUCCUAAAUUUCUUGAUAUACUAAUAAAGUUAUUGGACACUAAAGAUGCAGAGAGACUGGAAUGGACACUUAUCUGUUUAGCUUUUCUUUUCAAGAUAUUAAAGCCAUAUUUAAAGAAGGAUCUUGGUAUUGUUCUCCCAAGAAUAAUACCUCUUUUGAGUGAAAAUAAACCGCAGUAUAUAAAUAAUUUUGCAGCUGAAAGUUUUGCAUUUGUUGCAAGAGAUAUAAGGGAUAAGAAAAAGUUUGUGGAAUCUCUUCUGAGUUACUUAAAAGAUAAUGAUGAUGCAAUCACGGGAAGUGGUCAUUUGCUCUUUGAGAUAUUAAGAGGUGUGAGCAAUAAAUUCCACAGCUGUAUAGACACUUUUUUGCCAAUACUGUUUGAACAACUCAAAGAAAAUAAGGCACACCAAGAAAUUCUGUUCAAAGUUCUCACACAGACAGUGGAAGAUAGCUUACAAGGAAUAUCACAUAAGGAGUUUACAUUUUUUUGGGACAAUAUUGUAAAAUAUACAGAGGAAAUAGCUAAGGAAGAUGGAAAUAAAGGAUUGGAAUGUAUACUCAGGUUGUCCGGACAAGUAAUUGAACAUCAACAUGGAAAAUAUUUGUCCAAUCCACAGCAAUAUACUGUUAUGUUGGUUAAGGUUAUUUGUGAACAAUCAUCAGAAAGAGUUUUGGAAGUAUGUGCUCAAAUUGGAGCACUAUUACUUCUAUCAUCAAAUAUAAUGUUAUCUCAAGAACAUGCUGGUAUCCUUGUUAAAGUACUACUGCCUUUACCAUUUCCAAAUAUUCUCAUUGAUUUUGUACAAAAUGUUAUAAAUUAUUCACAGUUUGAUAUGCACAUAUUGCCACAUUAUUUGAAUUUUGUAAUACAAUCUGAUUUUGACAGCGAAGCAAUGUCAACAUUAACAAAAAUAUGUUUGAGAAAGUCACCAUUAUCUAAGAAUGGAUUAAAACUGUUUGAAUGGGUGAAAUAUCCGCUUGACUUUGGAAAGGGUCUGCCAUUAAUCAUGGAACAUUUUAGAAAAGUUUUAAAUGAAGACCUAGAGGACAUAGUUGAAAAUCCAAUUAAGUUAAUGAAUGUACUGUUUUGCAUGCCACAUAUAGAGAGACUCGAUGUGGAUAUGUGUAUUGAAUUGUUGCGUGAACUAACUAAGAAACUUCUGAACACACUGUCCAUAUAUAAUCUGGAACAUCAAAACGAAAAUAAACUUGUGUGUGAUACAACAGCUUUAUCGAUAUGUGCUAGAAAAAUAAUAUUCAUACUAGCUACUACAUUAGAAUGCGCGAUACACAUAUCUAGCUGUAAGCGAUUGAAGGAAAUAUGUGAUUUAGAUGUUCUGUUACCAGUUAUAGUUCCAUGUGCUGCAGAUCCAAAUUAUUUAGUAGCGUUACAGUUACUUGAUUUAUAUCUAACAGCUUAUGAGUAUGAGAACAGCCUGAAAUAUCCCUUUUUAUCAUUGAUUGAUUCUUAUCUAAGACCUAAUGUGUCUUCACCAUUUCAUAUUGUGAGAUUAUUAACAACGCACAUUUAUAAAUUAUUUGAAAAUGUUGAAGAGUUAAAUAAAACACUACAGGUUGGUGGGGAUAUCGAAAGAUUUUCAAUUUUCAGUAAAUGUUUUGCAGUAGAAUCCAUUACUCCAUCUAUACAAGAAUAUAGAGCUCAGAUAAGUACUUUGCAGAAAAUGGCGUUCAACACAACACAGUAUGAAUUAGCUAAAGAUACAGAUUUUCAUUUGUAUCCUCUACAUUAUAUGCUGGGUAUUCUAUAUGCUAAUUUCAAGUUACUUUGGGAACCAGUGGUUGAAUUCGUUGCAGGUUACGGAAAUGGUCUCGUUAUUGACGCCUUUUGGCCAACCUUCUAUAAGGCUCUAGAAAAUUCUUUUACAAAUGCCAAGUGCAACAUCAAAAGUUUCAAAUUUGACAGUGAAAUUGAAGGAAAUAGUCUACUUCUUAGAGAUUUAUAUGCUGAAUAUAAUAAUAUAACAGAGAGGCCUGAUCUUUUCAAUUAUAGAAAUUUGAUCUUAAAAACUAUGACGUUUUGUAUUCAUAUUUGUGAGGCUAAAAAUAGGGACAUUGUUACUCUUUUCUUGAAAUUCAUAGAUGAAGAGUAUCGGCAAAAUAGUAACAUGAAUGCACUAACAAUAGAUGUCGAAAAACACGACAAUGAAGCAAACACUGCAAUGGAGGUUGAUAAUCCAGAAAAUGUUGAUAAUCUUGAAAUUCCAGAAGAACAAGAAAAAGAUACUGUAUCGGGAAAAAUAAUAUUUAAAACCCUAAUAAAUAUAAUGCAAGUUCUAUCACAGUUUAAAAACCCAAGAGCUCUUCAUAAGGAACCUGUUUUUUGGGAACUCUAUAUGGAGUUUUUAAAACAUAAAAAUCCUGGUCUUCAGAAAUAUGCAUUGGACUGUGUUUUGAAUUAUAAGAACAAAAGUGUGGUUGCAUACAAAACAAAUCUCUACAAUCUAGUCGAUGAAAAUAAGUUUAAAGAUGAACUUGCACAAUUUAAAAUUACUGAAGAUUCGGAGGCUAUUCAUGUUGAAGAUAGAGAACAUGUUGUUCCAAUUAUAUUAAGAAUUUUAUACGGGAAAAUGACUUCAAAAUUAGGAGCAGACAAAAAGGGAGGUGGUCAAACUAGACGAUCUUUAGUGAUGAGAUAUUUGAGUGGUUGUAAAGAAAAUGAAUUAAAAACGUUUAUUGAAAUGGCAUUCACAUACUUCAAGGACAAUAUGAAGUUGGAACCCAAAAAAAUAUUACAAAACAUCACAAAUAAUAUAGACUUAAAAGCAGUUACGAGUCCUGGAAAAAUACAUAGCGUAUUAAAUUUGUUUGAUGUUGUAAGAGAGUAUUUUGGAGGAUGUAUGAAAGAUAGCUUACUAUCUCACUUUAUGAAAAUAUUUUAUGCAGUUUGUUCACACCUAGCCGCCGUUUUAUCUCGUGUUGAAAAAGUGCACAUUAGUUAUGUGAAAGUGAUGAAAAAUCUUAGGACAAUUGCUCUGUCAAUACUGGGAAAACUUUUUGAUCAGUUUGACAAAUAUGCUUGGAGCAAGGAUGAAUUGUAUGUCAUAUAUGAAACAUUAAUAUGGCCUCUACUUCCUAGAUUGCACAUCGAGGGUAUUCACAGUCCAACGGUUCUUCUAAAGCUGUUUAAUACAUGGUGCCUCAAUCCAAGAUACUAUAUUUUACUUAUAACAUGUUCCGAAAAUGAUGCUUGCCUGAGUGCGUUACCUGAAAUUUUCAAACUUCUACUAGCACCAAAAACAACGCCCGGUGUGGUUAACAUGAUACUUGAUAUGGUCGAAAAAUUAUUGACUUUAACUGAAGAUGAAGAAAAGGAAGUACCAGAAUUAGAAUCUUUUAAUACUUUAGAAGUUAAAUCUGAUAAAACUGAUAUCAAUUUUGGCAGUAAAAUUCUAAUACCUCACUUGCCCAGUAUCUUGGAAGUCAUGAAGAGAAGAGUUGCAAACUCAGCAAAAUCGAAUACUGUGAAUAAAAGAGAUCUGUUAAUACUUUCGCGUGUUACGGAAAUGGUUACUACACCUGAGAUGUGCGACGAUUUAUUAAAUCUCCUACUUCCUAUACUUGUAAAAAAAGUUUGUAUGAAUAUGGCUGAAGAAAAUAUGGAACAUGCUGUAAAUACUAUUAUAAACCUUCUUGGUCACAGUUCUAAUCCCCAGAUAUACAUAAAGAAUAUAGCUGUUCUCUUUAACAAAGUUACAUUGGUUGAAGUAAGGAAAUUAUUGAUUAAACUGUUAUUUUCUAUGUCUACGAAUGGAUCAGCUAAUAAAGAUGCUUUAACGAAAAUAGCUGAUGUUGUCAGUGAAAUGAAUGCUUUCAAUAAAAGAUGGAUAGAUCAACCUGAUUUUGACAAAAGGAUAGAUGCAUACAAGAAAAUUUACCAAAUGUUGGACAAUAAUGAGAUUGAUAUGGAUCUAGCUAUUCUAAUCGUUAAUAAUUGUUUCUUCUUCAUCCGCAAUGAAAAAGACAUCGGUUUACGAGAUAGUGCAGGACUAUGCUUAAAGAAAAUACUUCCGAAAUUGUUAAUGAAGUUCAGAUCAACUAAUGAAGGACAAUUUUUUGUUCGAGACACAGUACUUUCGCUUAUAUCAACCGGUAUUCGCGAUAAGAAAAAUGAUAUUUUGCGAAAUGAGAGUCUAACAAUAUUGGGAGAAUUAGUACGGGAGUGUCCUGAUGCUGAUGUUGUAUUAACCGAUUUAGCGCCAUUAGCUAGCAAAGAAGAUAGGGAAGUUGACUUCUUUGAAAACUCUUGCCAUCUUCAGUUACAUAGACGUGUGCGAGCGCUUCUAAAAUUCUGUAAAGUAGUGAGAAAAGUAAUGAAAUGUCCAACACCAAGGACGCUCACUAAUUUCAUAUUACCUUUAGCAUCUAUGUACAUAUGCGACGACAAUUAUUCAGAUAAGAACACGCUAAUAGACGCUUGUAUUGAAGUUAUAUCUACGUGCUGUAGAUUGCUACCGUGGUAUCAUUACGAAGUAAUCUUGAAGUUGUAUUUAAAUAAAAUGAGACACUCGACAGAACAUCAGAAACAAUUGACGCGCAUUAUAGUCGGAGUUAUUGACGCGUUCCAUUUUGAUUUUUCAAAAGUAAAAAAUAUUGAACUACCAAAAUCUUUAACGAAUACUAUUAAAAUUGAUAAAAAUAAAAAGGUAGAUAAAGUUGAGGAGGGUAAAAAUCAAGAGUCUGAAGAUGAACAAGAAGAUAAAGAAAAGGAGUCAUUAGAAGAUGAUUUAAUAGCAGAAGUCGGUGAUGACAAAGACGAGGAAGAAUCGAAAGAGGUGUCCAAUUUACCAGCCUUUGACAGAGUUACCAGUGUUUCACCUUCUGUGGCUAACAGGAUAAUUAAAUCAUUAACAGCAGGGUUAUUACCACAACUAAAUAGAGCAAUAGGUAAGCUGACAGAACACGAAGAGUCCCACAAAGUGAACCGCCGCCGUACCGGGCUGGUCCGUCAAGAGGAGGACAUGUUGCGAGUGCCCAUUGCGCUCGCGCUGGUCAAGUUGCUGCAACGCUUGCCCGGGGACUUCUUGAGGCACCAACUGCCUGGGAUUAUAAUUAAGUUAUGCUCAUUCCUAAAAUCACUUCUAAAACAAGUGAGGAUAGCAGCACGCGAUAUCGUUAAGAAAGUUAUGCUAACAGUUGGUACACCAUAUCUAGGUGUUUUCCUUGAACAUUUAACUCUUCUACUGACCAGAGGUUUUCAAGUCCACGUACUUGUUUCCACAAUACACACGGUUUUAGAUGCUUUAAAAUCUGAUUUCAAACCAGACGAUAUAGAUCAAAACCUCGAAUACAUUCUUGAUGUAUGCAUCAAUGAUUUAUUUGGCCAAUUAUCCGAAGAAAAAGAAGUGGAGAAAUUACACUACAAGACCCCUGAAGCCAAACCCAGCAAGAAAAGCUAUGUGACACUCAUGAUCGUGUCUCAGAAUAUUACAGAAAAAUGCUUGAUCAACCUCCUCUUACCAUUUAAAGAGGUCUUACAGAAUCACCACUCAAAGAAAGUAGUUCUGAAAGUCCAAGAUGCUUUAAUGCACAUUUCCAGCGGUUUAGUUACGAAUAAAUUUAUCGACAUCGAAUCUCUGUUCAUAUUCCUUCACGGCAUCGCUUCAGAGAGCAUUCCGGAGUUCGUUUUGAGUGCGCCCAAACGCGUGCUCACAGAAGACCAGAAAGAUAAGAUGCUUAGAUCGAAGCCAGAUUGUUUUAUAAUACCAGAAACGCCAAAAAGGAAUAAGGAGUCACAAGCAAGACACGUUAAAACGUCUGCAAAAGCGAACGCCCAUGUUUUGGUAGAAUUCAGUUUAAAUAUACUUUACAUUAUUUUGAAGAGGGAGAAAGUGUCCAGAAUGGACUGUAAGGCGUUUGUGGAUCCUCUCAUACCGUUGUUAGUAGAUGCGGUUCAAAGUGACAACGUUAAAGUUAUAACGGUAGCAUUAAAAUGUAUAGCGACUUUGUGGACUAUCAGAAUUAGCACGCCGACGUUAGAAGAGAUGGUCGAAGCUAUUGUGAAGACGAUUUUUUCGAUAUUACAUAAAUACGCCACGUUUGAGAUCAGCAAACAGAAUGAUAACUAUCACCUGGUUAGGACCGCUUUUAAGGCAGUAACAGCGCUUAUAAGAAACGUCAAAUAUUAUACCUUAGAAGCCGAUCAACUAAAAACCUUGCUUUUAUAUGCUGAAGAAGAUUGUCAAAACGACGAAAGACAGGCGAACUCAUUUUCAUUGUUAAAAGCUAUAUUGGAUGCGAAAUUAGUGUCAACUGAAUUACACGAAGUUAUGCAAAAGAUAUCGAAGAUUUGUAUUUUAAGUGAAUCUGCAAGAUCCAGAGAAGAAGCCCGCGGCAUCUUCGUCACAUAUCUAACAAAUUAUUCACCGGGCAGGAGAAUGGAGAAGUUCAUACAAUUCUUCAUGUCCCAACUGAACUACGAGCUGCAGCACGGGCGGGAGUCGUCUCUAAAGUUCAUCGAAAUGAUCGUUAGAAAAUUCGAACCGGCAUUCCUCUCCAAGCACAGCGACUACAUGCUGCUAGCGCUGGGAGCCAGCAUGCUGAAUGACAGCGCUGCGGAGUGUCGUAGUGCAGCGGCCGUUUGUAUAGAGGUGAUGCUGACGCGACUGUCAAGCGCUGAUAGGAGCAAGCUGUUCGAUAUGAUACUCAAGUUCUUUGAGGACACUCAGCCCCUACAUUUCGAACUGGCGGCCCAGCUGGGCAUUCGCUUUGUCAACGUUGAACAAGAGAACUUUAAAACCCGUAUUGAAUCCAUUCUUCCCUUGCUCAGUGGGAAAAUAUUACUUCUCAGCAACGACAUAACCGAGGGGCGUUUUGUUAAAAUACGCCUAGAUGACACCGAAAAAUCGGACGAAGAGAAACAGAAAGAAAAAGACCACAGCCUAAUACAAAUUCUGAAUUUAAUCGAUAAAAUCGCGACACACUGCGCUUCCAGUCUGAAAAAUCAGAAUUACACCUCGGAUUAUGAUGACAUAGGGCAACACUGCCAGGCGUUAUUGGCGUACCCGCAUGCGUGGGUGCGGUUGCGAGCGGCGAAGAUUUUGGGGCAUAUUCUGAAUAGCGUAAAUGUCGAAGAGUUGGAGAAUAAGGGUGAAAGUGAUAGAGGGUUUAUUUAUUAUGACACGGAGGACGCAUUGCGCAGUCUCGUGUUGGAUCUGUGCGCGCAAUAUACACCAAAUGUGGGCAAGGAUAUGGCUGAUCAGGUGACGGAAGUAUUGUACCUCAUACUGAAACUGGUACACUCAAUGCCUAGUUUCAAAUUGGCGAACAAAGUGCCAAGUGACGAUGCAGAUACGGAAAGAGCGAAAGUGAAUAUAAGAUGGAUCUUGUUCAAAUUACGGAAAGGUGUCAACGCUGAGGUCGCUAAGGCGCCUAACUGUAUGAAUAUUCGGAGCGCAGUAUUCACAAUGUGGAUCCACUUCGUAAGCGGUCUCGAAGCGGAUGAUGUUAACAAGAUAAUAGACGUGAUCCUACCGCCGAUUGUUCGAGAACUUUCCACUGGUGACGCCAUGUCACCCUCGAGCGUCGCCAAACAGCUCGCGGGGAGGGUCGGCAAGAAAUUGAGAAGGAAAAUCGGGGUCAUUGAGUAUAGCAAGUUGGCUGCUGACGUGCAAACUAAACUGAAUAUCAAGAGAGCCGAAAGGAAGAAGAUCCUAUUACAAGAGAAAGUGAGUAAUCCGGAGAAGGCUGCGAAACGGAAACUACAAUUGCGCGAAAAGAAGAAGCAAGCAAAGAAGGCGAAACUGGAAAUGUUACACGGGAAGCGGCCGAAGGCGAGGAAAAGGAAAGCUGAAGAUAUUGAUAUCGAGGAUCAGUUACUGCAAGAAGAUUGAGCAGAAUCAUUAAAUUUAUACGCUUAAUGAUUUCUAUAUAUCAAUAGAAUAUUCAUUGGAAAAUGAGAUAAAAUGAAAAAUCUUCAGAUCUAUCUAGGCUCUUAGUUCUAUGAACUAUUAUGUAUAUUAUCUUGUAAAUAUUGUUAUGUUAAAAAUAAAUAAAA